Messenger RNA from Mesorhabditis spiculigera, 1215 nucleotides. NCBI's taxonomy places the organism in Eukaryota, Metazoa, Nematoda, Chromadorea, Rhabditida, Rhabditidae. The record is from the annotation of a GenBank genome assembly.
AUGCUCGUCUCCGCACUGCUGAUCUCUUCAGUUGUCGGCACGCCGAUCCGGAGCGCCAACGACUCGCAACUUGCUGGCAUCGGCCGUCAGCGCCGGGAUGCGAGCACGCCGGUUGGUAUUGGCGCCUGCCCCAAAGAUCGACCGUUUGUUUGCUACGUCUUCGACGAGCUCGCUGAAGACUACCCUCCAUGGCUAAAGCAAUUGGGCGAUACCAGUAUUGCGGACGAGGCGAAGUGUGCACUCUGCGCCGUGGCGACGACAAACGUCUGCGGUGAAGACUAUGCAUUUGCCUCUGCUGCCAGCCUAGGGGAAAGAUCCCAAACCAAGCGCUGCCGUCCUAAAUUCUGCCCAAAGGCAGCCGCACAAGACGAUUGUAUUGCUCCCAUCAAGUUGGCAGCCGGAUACCUGCAGACGGAUAAAACACCACUCGAGAACAACCCCUACGACGUCUUCGAUCCACUGCAGCCCAAGUACUGUCCGAAGGGCGGUCGUCAAGCUGGUGAAAAGUGUGACCCGAUGCAUCUCUGCAUGCCUGACCCACAAGCCAUCGAUCCGAAGGGCUCCCCUCCAUCCUACGCGCUUCGUCGGGCACUGUCGGGCCCGUACGCCUCGUUGAAGAGCGAGGAAGAGACGAUCGACCUCUGGCAGAGUCUAAAAGUUCCCGAAACCCCUGCCGAGCAGACCUCCGUCGACAAGGAGAAGGCAGAAGCACAACACGGAGAUCGUCUCAAGCGUCAGGGUUCCGCACUUCCAGCCGUCUCCUAUCCACGCUGCAUCAAGACCGACGGGUUGCCGGCCGAUCAGAAGGCCAUCGUACAAGCCGACGAACUGCUUGAUUGCGACAAGAACCCCUUCUACAAGGAACUGGGCCACGAAUCGCUGACCGUCACCAAGUUGCCCAUUUGCAGUGAGGUCGAUCCGAAUCAGAAAUUCUGCCGAACCUCCGCGGACAGCCAGUCAACAAAACCCACCGCAACAACCCCGGCUCCAGAAGGGUUUCUCGACCGGCUUACUGUUCCGGAACCCUGGGCAUUGGUCAGCUUCGUCCUCGCCUGCAGCGUCAACGGGUUGACGGCCAUCGCAAUAGCCGUCGCCUGUUAUAUUCGAUUCGGACGGCCGGAAAAGGACGACGAUGAUGAUGAUGAUGAGGAGAUGGAUUCGCAUUCUCGCAAGCACGACUCGUCCAAGAAGAAAACGGGCGACGACGACGACGCG